This is a messenger RNA of Heterotrigona itama, 2073 nucleotides long. NCBI's taxonomy places the organism in Eukaryota, Metazoa, Arthropoda, Insecta, Hymenoptera, Apidae. The record is from the annotation of a GenBank genome assembly.
AUGCGAGAUAUCGUACUAGUCGUUUCGUUUGCAUGGAUCCUCGCGAUAGAACGAUGCCUGUGCGGCAAAUUGGAACGGUUUGCUCAUCGACCCAACAACGUUCUCGACGACUAUUACGCCUAUCGUCACAUCUCCAUUAUCCACUUCAAUGUUCCGGAUUGCACGGUCACCGCAGGAUUCAAAUGCUCGGCGAGGAAUGUUUCCGUGUUCCUGAAAUCCGGUAGCUUGCCGUUCGUGCGUCCGGAUGGAUCGAAGAUCGCGGCGAAACUUAUGAAAGGCAGACGACGGUACUAUGCCUUGGACAUGGAGAGCAACGGAGACGAAUACAUGAUAAGAAUCGACGCACCCGCGCCAGGCGAUUGGUACGCCAUCGCGUUCCGAUCGUGGAGCGAUCCCGACAAUGGGAAGAUCACGCAACAAGGACUUGGGGCGUCGUGCGACACCGUGCUGGACGCAGAAUUGCUCUUAGAGUCUGCCUCUGUAGUUUCGCCGAUGGACCCUAAAUUGGAAUACGAGGUGCAUAUGAACGAGAGCGUGGACUCGGCGGUGAUGCAGUUGUUCAUCCCGGACGAGUUCGUGGAUUCGAGUUUGUCGCUGAGGUCGACCUGCGGCGAAGAAUGUAGGAUCGCGGUGCACGUGAUCGCGGAGGAUCACCUGGCAGGAAUGAUAAUGAACACAACGAACGCCACCGUGUUCUUCAAACCGUAUUCGGACGCGUUUCACUAUGUCACCCUCCGGUUGCUCUCCGGUGAAUCCUCGAACGUAUCCCUGCAGUUGCUCGACAAUUCUGCCACGCACGACUCGGAUCAGGUGAAGUCCGUGGAUUUGAUGAGGAAGUCGUUGCCGGAUUUCUUCCUCUUCGACUACGAGCACCUGCGGGGCAACAGUACAAAGCCGUCGGCGUUCAAUCUCACCUCAGACACCCUGUCCGUCCUCAGUUUCGAAAUCGGCCGAGUGUACGACGUCGGCGGUACUUUGACCCUGGGGUUGAAGCUGGUCGACCUGGUGAAGGACAAGGAGAAGAAGAACGUUGUCGUGAUCGCGUGCAUUUCACUAGGUUAUUACUCGAACAUUACUGCUGGCGGGGGCUGUACUCGUACGGAGAACACGACGGCUGCGGACAUUUACGUGAAUUACACAGGGCCAGCCACCCUUCACAUCCCGUUCCCGGAGCCAGGGAUCUGGCACAUAAGUCUGAGAGCGUUCUGCUUGGAGGAGAACUGUCAUUGUGCGGCAACCUGCCUGAACGGGACCGCCUGCGAGGACUGUGACUGCAUGAGCCCGUGCAACACCAAGGUGGAGAGCCGUAUCUCUUCUUUGCCUUGCAUCGAAGGUCGCUGCAACUCUCACGGCAAGUGUAUGCAUUACAUGAGCGGCGGUUUUGUGUUCGCCGCGUGUCACUGUUCCGGCGCUUACAGGGGCUUCGAUUGCGCGGACGACACGUACGUGCUGAGCAACAGCGACAUAAUAGUCCGCGUGCUGUUGCUAACGUUCAGCAACCUGGCGUUCAUCGGCUCCGUUUACGUGGCCGUGCGUCGAGAAUAUUUCACGGAGGCGAUAGUUUACGCUGCCGUGAUGUUCUUCUCCACGUUCUAUCAUGCCUGCGAGGCUGGCGAGGACGUGUACAGCGUGUGCAUCAUGAGACUGAGCGUCUUACAAUUCUGCGACUUCUUCAACGCGCUCUUGUCCAUUUGGGUGACGUUGGUGGCAAUGGCCUCGUUCGGGCCGAAACUCACUGCAUUCUGUCAGAUAACCGGAGCCGUUAUCCUCGCCAUGAGCGCUGAAAUGGAUCGCACGGCACUUUGGGUGUUUCUCCUGCCAGCCAUAACUGGCUCUGCACUGAUCGGCCUAUCUUGGGGCAUGAGAUGCAAAAGGAGAGGCACCGUUCGCUAUCCGUCGCGUCCUUACAGGAGCAUUUAUUUCCCGGCCGGGCUGCUUUUAGUUUCUCUCGGUCUCGUUUGUUACGCCUUCCUGCAGACAAGGAGGAACUACUACAUCGUGCAUAGUUUUUGGCACGUGUGUGUCGCUAUAGGAGCUAUACUCCUUCUACCGAAGCGGCAAUACAUGAAAUGA